Messenger RNA from Loa loa (African eye worm), 1527 nucleotides. RefSeq lists its product as hypothetical. Gene Ontology annotation, cellular component: membrane; endoplasmic reticulum. Lineage: Eukaryota; Metazoa; Nematoda; Chromadorea; Rhabditida; Onchocercidae. Gene Ontology annotation, molecular function: ubiquitin protein ligase activity. Gene Ontology annotation, biological process: protein ubiquitination. The record is from RefSeq and is a predicted model, not a curated record. Bases 13 to 1161 code for a protein of 382 amino acids. The transcript has 8 exons.
AAGUUCUAGGAUAUGACAUCGGAAUCGCAGGAACUGCUCCUCCACACUAUAUUGCAUUUGUUAUUCACAUUGUGCAUUGUAUAUCCACCAGUGGAAUUUCAACGUGCAGGCUUUACUAUCCAAACAUUAUUUUCUGGAAUAUUGGGUGUAGAGCGAGACGAUUUUGUUGGAUAUCAUUUGAGGAGGUCCGUAUUGACACGUUUUGUACAUUUCUGCUCACCAUUAUUUUACUUCGUCUACUUAUCGGUGGUUUUACGAGAAACGGUAUUUACUCUUACACCGCAAACCAUUUUGCAGUUUGGUGCCUAUGCAUCUAUCAUCACCGCUGGAGUCGCUGCUUUCAUAAUGUUGUAUCAUUGGUGGAAAGGAUUUGAUGAACAUCCGACUGUGCACUGUUUGAAACGCUAUCUUGGCAGUAAUGGAAGCAGUUGGCAUGAAGUGGCUGAAUCAAUCAACGCAGAGUAUCGUAAUAUGUUGGAUACGUUAAACAUCACUCUAACAGGUAUAGAUCGUGUCGUGAUGACAUCUUCUUGGAUUUUAAAUAUUACGAACUACAGAUUGACAUGUGCUCAAGUGAGCGAUGUAUCACUGGAAGCCAUAAGAGCUGAAGAACAUCCGAUUUCUCAUCAUAUGCAAGGUGGUGGUUCGGCGCAGUUCAUCAGCAUAUCCGUAAAGAGUACAACACAACGUUUCGAACCAUUUGUUAUCAGAGUACGUACGGAUUCAUUCCGUGAUUUGCGCAACAAACUAGACAAACCUAUUGCUAUGGCUCGAGAAAUAGUCUUGAAGCAAUCACUUAAUGAGCGUUUUGUUGAAGCGUUCACACAACAAAUUGCUUUGAAUCCAAAAUAUGACUAUGACGAACCGGAACGCCUUGAGCCAUGUUUGGGUUGUUCUACUGAGCUGUCGAAUGUCAAAUUAUGGAAACGGUGUCUGAAUGAUGUUCAGGAUGAUAUGGAUGCAGAAAGAUCUAGAUCCCGUUGCACGCAAUGCUACUGCAGACCUAUGUGGUGUGACACAUGUAUGGGAUUUAUCUUUGCAUCAAAGCAAGAUCCACAUCGUCCGGAAUUGUGGAUGCCCGGCAAAGCUCAAUGCCCAACAUGUCGAGCAACAUUCUGCGUUCUUGAUGUUGCGUUUUUAAAUAUGAUUAGGAAUUCAUAGAAGGCAAAUACGUACCUUGCAGUCAAUAUGAGCAGUUCGACAGACGGAAAGACGGACCGUCAACAAAGGCUCAACGGUCAGUCCUCAAAGUUAUUGAAUAAUAUCCUGAGUCGGUGUUUUUCUUCUCCUAGUGGUUUUGAAAACGAGUACAUUUCUGAUGGUCAAUGCAGUCAUUGAAAUCACUGGUUGAACCUAAAGGAAUUGCCGGUUCCCCAUCCCCUGUAUAAUGCUACUAAAUCUUUUCUGGAUUCUUAUUUCUUUUUUUUUCGCAAUUACAAUUUGUGUUGUUAAAUGGAGCGAGGAUAAAUCUGUGUUAAGAUAGAGAAUAAUAUGCCUAUUACCAAUAAAGUUGUUAUCAAUCUGAAA